UGACGUGUAAAACCCUAUAACGUAUCACCUUCCAAUUUAAGUCGAAAACCCUAAUUUUCACCUCUCCUUUCUUGUUGGGUUAACGAAGAAGAACCUGUAGCAGCAGCACCGCCGGAGCCAUGGUGAAGUAUUCAAGGGAACCCGAUAACCCUACCAAAUCUUGCAAAGCCAGGGGUUCAAGUCUCCGAGUUCAUUUCAAGAAUACGCGUGAGACAGCCCAUGCACUUAGAAAGAUGCCGUUGGACAAGGCCAAGAAAUAUCUGGAAGAUGUUCUUUCCCACAAACAAGCCAUUCCCUUCACACGCUUUUGUGGUGGGGUUGGUCGUACUGCUCAGGUAAAGGAUCGUCAUUCAAAUGGUCAAGGACGUUGGCCUGUCAAAUCUGCAGGGUUUAUUCUGGAUUUACUCAAAAAUGCUGAGAGCAAUGCUGAGGUUAAAGGCUUGGAUGUGGAUUCACUUUUCAUAUCUCACAUCCAAGUAAACCAGGCACAAAAACAGAGGCGCCGCACAUACCGAGCACACGGAAGAAUUAACCCCUAUAUGUCUCACCCUUGCCAUAUUGAGUUGGUAUUGUCUGAGAAGGAAGAGUCCGUCAAGAAAGAGCCGGAGACUCAGUUGGCUCCUAGGAAGGCAAAAGCAUGAGCAGUGAAUCUCCUGGAUCGCAGAAGGUGUCCUUAGGCUUUGUUAUGUAACAAUUUUGGCAGUUUGAACCAUUUUCUCCGUUAGUUUGUCGCACUGUUCUGCGUAUUCUUAUUAUUUCUAAAGUUGAGUUGGAUGCUUACCUUAUUUUGGUGGCUAAAGACUUCUGGUGAACUUUUCAUUGGAUCACAAACUCUCUUCAUUUCUAUACUUAAUCUGUGUGGGUCGAGUUA
Molecule: messenger RNA, 871 nt
Organism: Capsicum annuum
Lineage: Eukaryota; Viridiplantae; Streptophyta; Magnoliopsida; Solanales; Solanaceae
Product: 60S ribosomal protein L17-2
Exons: 7
Coding region: 120-641 (173 amino acids)
Biological process (GO): cytoplasmic translation
Cellular component (GO): cytosolic large ribosomal subunit; ribosome
Molecular function (GO): structural constituent of ribosome
Source: RefSeq, a predicted model, not a curated record